AUGGUCCCCAACAUAUCAAAAUUCAAAUCAGACAUUUGGCAGAUUUGCUACUCACAGUCUCAGAAGUUCCAAGAACUCGGCCUAACAGACAAUCCCUACGCAAAAGGAGGCAACAGGGAGCACAUAGACCCCUUAACGGGGGAACCACGCAACAGCCAACCGGGUUACGGCAACCCAUACAGAAGCGACCCAUACCCGCAAACUGGCUACGCGGACAACAAAGGUGAAGGUAACUCACACCGCAGUACCGACCGCAACGGAGGCCAAUCAUCCUCAAAUCCCAGAGGAUCCUUUACCAGGGGGAGAGGAGGCUGGAGCGGAAGAAAUAAUGAUACCCAUGGGGAUUGGAAGCGCAGUGGACUAGCGGACCUGCAAGACUGGCCACUUCAGAUCAAAUGUGAAAUGAACAUACCCGAAUGGGAACAUUCAUUAGAAGAGGCAAACAUAAGAAAUGAAUAUGAAGAUGUCAUAGAUGGGUUUAAGUUUGGUUUUGACCAGGGAAUCCCUCAUCACACUAUUGGUAACCUAAAAUGGCUGACCCCAGACAAUUACUUCCCAAUGGGAGCAGUCGUAAAUGGAGAUGGCUUGGUACAACCAAUCAACGAUCUCAGCUUCCCAAAGAAUAGGAGAAAUCAACCUUCAGUGAAUUCAUUUGUAAACAAAGACAACUUCACGAAAACUUGGGACGAUUUCAAUAAAGUAUCCAGAUUUUUCAAACAGCAUCCAGAACCGGUACACCUAGCGCUAUUUGAUUGGGAAAAAGCUUAUUUACAAAUUCCUACAGCCAUGAACCAAUUGCAAUACUUGAUGGUACAAGACUUCUCAGGAAACCUACUCCUAGACACUCGCAUAACUUUUGGAGGAGUAGCAGGUUGUGGGUCCUUUGGCAGGCCAGCAGACGCAUGGAAAGAAAUCAUGCUUCACCACUUCAACCUAAUAACGGUUUUCAGAUGGGUCGAUGACAAUCUCUUUGUGGAAGACAUCGAUUUCGAAACCAACAUGGAAGACAUCGUGAAGAAAUCGUCAAACUUAGGAGUUCUAACAAAUGUAACGAAGAAUUCACCUUUCCAAGAAGAACAGAAAUUUAUUGGGUUUAUCUGGAACGGCGUGGAUAAAACUACGGGAAAAUGGUAUCUUACGCGGAAAUCAAAAUACUCGUCGGACGGUUAA
Molecule: messenger RNA, 1170 nt
Organism: Puccinia graminis f. sp. tritici CRL 75-36-700-3
Lineage: Eukaryota; Fungi; Basidiomycota; Pucciniomycetes; Pucciniales; Pucciniaceae
Exons: 4
Coding region: 1-1170 (389 amino acids)
Source: RefSeq, a predicted model, not a curated record